Macrosiphum euphorbiae (potato aphid) is the source of this 1398-nucleotide messenger RNA. NCBI's taxonomy places the organism in Eukaryota, Metazoa, Arthropoda, Insecta, Hemiptera, Aphididae. The record is from the annotation of a GenBank genome assembly.
AUGGAAAUGCCGACACUGCAAAAUGUCAUCAGCACUCUGUUUCCAGCAAACCAGAUCAGCAGUUAUAGGUACCUGCCCGCCUCCGGACCACCAGUUCCAUUCACCGCGGACGAGGUUAAUGCGGCAGUUGAUAGAGCACGCAGCAAAAACAAGGCACCCGGCCCUGACUGUAUUAACAGCCAAAUCCUCGCGGCAGUCCACAAAGCCGAUCAGUGCACCCUGAGAGACCUCUUCAACAAAUGCCUCCACCAAGGAAUUUUCAAGUCGGAGUGGAAGUUUUCCCGAGUUGUUCUCCUGAGAAAAGGCAUUAAACCAGAGGGUGUCCCGUCAUCUUAUCGCCCGCUGUGCCUCCUCAACGACGUUGGGAAAAUGCUGGAGUUCCUCCUCACUCGAAGACUGGAAGACCACAUCACCUCGAGGGGCAAUUUGUCGCCCAACCAGUACGGCUUCCGGAAGAACAUGUCCACUGAUGACGCGGUGCUGAAACUACAUAAUACCAUCGUUAACGAGGCUAACGAUGGAAAAUUCUGCCUUGCGAUUAGCCUAGACAUCAAAAACGCAUUUAACACCAUCAAAUGGCCUGAUAUAAUGGCAGCAUUGGAGAGCUGGGACGUCCCUUCCUUCCUGUACCGCAUGUUCCAGUCAUACUUCUGCGGCAGGUUUGGAACGGUUUCCACCGGCAGUGGAAGAAUGGAGGUCGAGAUCUCAGGAGGAGUGCCACAGGGAUCCGUCGUUGGUCCCCUUCUCUGGAACACAACGUUCGACUCUGUCCUGCGAGGGCCACUACCACAUGGAGCGAAGUUACUCGGUUUCGCAGAUGACACCUUGUUGGUGGUCUCAUCCAAGACCGUUGAAGAGUUGGAAGCACUCGCGAACAAUGCGCUACGGCUUGUAGAGGAUCGCAUCUCAAACCUUAGCCUCCAGAUCGCGGCAGAUACAACAGAGGCUGUUCUCUUCACCCAGAAGUACAAACACGGGACACCAAACAUCGAGGUAGGCGGGAAGACAAUACCGUUGACGAAGAAGAUGACAUACCUCGGAAUGAUCAUAGACAGUUCCCUCUUCUUCAAAGAACACAUGCAGUCAGCAUCGGCCAAGGCGGAAAUGAUCUCCACACAGUUAGCAAGGAUCAUGCCAAACGUCGGCGGUCCGCGGGAGGAUAGGCGCCGUUUACUGUCGUCGGUCGUUCACUCCGUGUUGCUCUACGGCGCACCGUCCUGGGCUCAUACCCUUGACCUCAUUCCUGGUAAUGUGAAGCUGUUGAACAAAACCCAACGGAAGAUACUUCUCCGAUGCACCUGUGCCUAUAGAACGGUCUCAGGGGUAGCGGCGAAUGUGCUGGCGUCAACCCCGCCUGCCGACCUGUUGGCAAGAGAACGCGAAACCGAGUUCCUAUAG